Fusarium odoratissimum NRRL 54006 is the source of this 656-nucleotide messenger RNA. RefSeq lists its product as uncharacterized. The record is from RefSeq and is a predicted model, not a curated record. The transcript has a single exon. Bases 42 to 398 code for a protein of 118 amino acids. NCBI's taxonomy places the organism in Eukaryota, Fungi, Ascomycota, Sordariomycetes, Hypocreales, Nectriaceae.
AGCAACUCGACCAUCACAUCAGCAGCGCAGCGUCGUUCGGGAUGCGCAUCGACGCGAUUCCCGCGUGGAUCUAUUCUGUUGAUCCUUCGAGUCAAUUUAUUGACACUCACGAGCAAAUCACAUCUUUGAAAACAGCCAAGAGGAGGUUCAGCGGCUAUGCGAUAGAGAGCCCUUCAAAACGAAAGCGCAGGGAACAACCCGAAGCAGAAGCACCCUUCAACGCUGACAAAACACCACAAUCAUCAACUACUCGCCCGCCGAGCUCUAUCUUCGAUCAUCCGCCGCUGUCAUUCGAUGUAACUGGCUCUACCAUCAACUCAUUCCCUCGCACUCUUGCCGCCCGUCUGCAUUUACCAAAGUCGAUAUCAUCAACAUCCCAACGAAGUCCCUCACCAUGAUCUGAUAUGUUUCGUGGUACAUCAGCUCUUGCUUAGACCGCCACUCACAGACUCAUCGCAAUCCGAGUGUCAACAAUCCAGGCCUGGCGAAUGAUCUGAUCAAUUUGGAUAAGACUGUGCCCCUCGCUGAGACCAAAAGAAGUCAGGCAAAGCCGACAUUCCAGCGUUUUCAGUAGGCAAGGCUCCCUUGGAACACGCUUUCUUGCCAGUUAUGACCCUCAGCCUACUUACUCUCUCUUGCGCCAGGUUCAUCAAGAG